AUGACGACGACUGACGAGUACAAAGCAGAAGGUAACAAAUACUUUGCCGCGAAGGAAUUUGAAAAGGCAAUUGAGUCAUUCACGAAAGCUAUUGAAGCCUCACCAGAACCCAACCAUGUCCUUUAUUCUAAUCGUUCCGGGUCUUAUGCAUCGUUGAAAGAGUAUGAUCAGGCGUUAAAGGAUGCAGAAGAGUGUAUAAAGAUCAAUCCUUCAUGGGCCAAAGGAUACAAUAGAGUGGGUGGAGCUCAAUUUGGUUUAGGAAAUUUGGAGGAUGCACAAAAGGCUUAUGAAAAGUGCUUAUCGUUGGACUCUAACAAUGCUCAGGCUAAGGAGGGUUUGAAGUCUGUUGAGAAUGCCAUCAAAGCACGUAAUUCUAGUGGUGACAUGGGAUUGGGUGCUAUAUUCAGAGACCCCAAUUUGAUCACAAAAUUGAAGAGCAAUCCAAAGACUAGUGAAUUAAUGAAGGAUCCUGAUUUGGUUGCUAAAGUGUUGCAGAUUCAAGCCAAUCCUCAAACAAAUGCUACUCAACUUUUGUCUGAUCCAAGAUUAAUGACUAUAAUGGCAACAUUGAUGGGUAUAGAUAUGGAUUUUCCAGCUGAUGCUGGUAACUCUUCAUCUCAGGGUGAGAGUGAUACUUCAAAAUCAGCUAGUCAACCAAAGGCAGAGAGUGAAAAGAAAGAGGAACCAAAGGCUACAGAAGAAACAAAAACGGCACCUGCAACUGAAGAGACAAAAGUUGAUAGUGAGGGUGAUGUAGAGAUGAAAGAUGCACCACAAGGCGAUAAAGAUGCUGCAGAUAAGGCAAAAGCAGAGGGUAACACACUUUAUAAACAACGCAAGUUUGAUGAAGCAAUUGCAGCUUAUGACAAGGCUUGGGACUUGAAUAAAGACAUCACCUAUUUGAACAAUCGUGCGGCAGCGGAGUAUGAAAAGGGAGAUUAUGAUGCAGCUAUAGCAACAUGUAACAAAGCUGUUGAUGAAGGAAGAGACAUGAGAGCUGAUUACAAACUAAUUGCCAAGUCAUUUGCUAGAUUGGGUAACACAUAUUUGAAAAAGGAUGAUUUAGAGCAAGCGGUCAAGUACUUUGAUAAAUCAUUAACUGAACAUCGUACACCAGAUGUGUUGAACAAAUUGAGAAGCGCCCAAAGGGAAAUCAAAACCCGAGAAGCUAAGGCUUAUAUUAACCCUGAGAAAGCCGAAGAGGCUCGUUUGGAAGGAAAAGAAUAUUUCACCAAAGGUGAUUGGCCAAAUGCAGUCAAGGCAUAUGGGGAAAUGAUCAAGAGGGCUCCCGAAGAUCCUAGAGGUUACUCAAACAGAGCUGCCGCAUUAGUCAAAUUGUUAUCAUUCCCCGAUGCUGUCAGAGACUGUGAUACUGCCAUUGAGAAAGAUCCAGAUUUUAUCAGAGCAUACAUUAGAAAAGCCAAUGCGCAAUUAUUGAUGAAGGAAUAUAGUCAUUGUAUGGAGACGCUUAAUGAGGCUCGUGAAAAGGAUUCAAAAUUGGGAGGUAAAAACUUGCAUGAAAUUGAUCAAUUAUUUGGCAAAGCCAGCACCCAAAGAUUCCAAGCCAUUGAUGGAGAGACUCCAGAACAAACUAUGGAAAGAGUCUCGAAAGAUCCUGAAAUUGUCCAAAUAUUGCAAGAUCCAGUAAUGCAAGGAAUCUUAUCUCAAGCAAGAGAUAACCCAGCAGCAUUACAAGAACACAUGAAGAACCCAGAAGUUGCCAAGAAGGUUAAUAUGUUGAUUGCAGCAGGAGUUAUUCGCACCAGAUAG
Messenger RNA from Lodderomyces orthopsilosis Co 90-125, 1770 nucleotides. It is a transcript of the gene STI1, whose product is annotated as Hsp90 cochaperone. Bases 1 to 1770 code for a protein of 589 amino acids. Gene Ontology annotation, molecular function: Hsp90 protein binding. The record is from RefSeq and is a predicted model, not a curated record. NCBI's taxonomy places the organism in Eukaryota, Fungi, Ascomycota, Pichiomycetes, Serinales, Debaryomycetaceae. The transcript has a single exon.